AUGUCCAACACCGUCAAGAUCGAAGAAGCCGGCCCAUGCCGGAAGAAAAUCUCCAUUGAUGUUCCAGCAGAGAAGGUCAAUGAAGCGAUGGAAACCGCGUACGCGACAGUCGCACACGAAGCAACCAUCCCUGGAUUCCGUAAAGGACGCGCCCCGCGUCGCCUCGUCGAAAAACGAUUCGGUUCCUAUGUCCAGGACGAGACCCGCUCACGCCUCUGUGCUUCCGCAUACCAAGAAGCCGUCGAGUCCAAUGAACUCAAGGUACUCGCUCAUCCACCCGCAGAGUUCUUCGAAGAUGUCGAAGUCGAAGCAAACAGCCCAGUCCACAUCGAAGUCGAAGUCGAAGUCAUGCCGGAGUUCGAUCUCCCAGAACUUAAGGACAUCGAAGUCUUCAAGCCAGACAAUGCCCUCCCAGACGGCAUGGUCGAUGACGAGAUCAAGAAGAUCGCGAUCAAUGAAGGUGACCUCGACGAGCAGGACAAGUCCGAGAAGGGCAAUUACCUGACCGGUAAAGCUGUCAUGGUCGACGAAGAAGGAACCGAGCACUACAACAUCGAUGGCGCCGUCAUCCAACUCCCAGAAGAGGGCGACGAGGGCAUGAUCCUCGGCGUCAUCGUUCCGGACUUCACCAAGCAGGUCGGGACACCGAAGGAAGGCGACUCCGUCACUGUCAAGGUCAAGGGACCAGAGAAUCACGAAGUUGAAGCUCUCCGCGGCAAAGACCUCACAGUCACUUUCGAAGUAACCAAGAUCUAUGCGAUCGUCCCAGCGCCAAUGGCAGACAUCGUCGCGAAGUACGGCUUCGCAUCAGAAGACCAGCUCAAAGAGAUGGUCUCAAACCGACUCGAGCAGCGUGCUGUUGCUCAGCAGCAGAGCGUCAUGCGUCAGCAGGUCGUUAAGUACCUCGCAGACAACACCGAGUUCGAUCUACCCGCAGGACUGACCGCUCAACAAGCCGCCCGCUCGCUCGAACGCCAGCGCAUGGAACUCAUGUACCGAGGCGUUGACCCAACCGAGAUCGAGCAGAACAUGGCGCAGCUCCGCAACGCAUCCGCGGCACGCGCGACCGCAGAACUCAAGCAGUUCUUCCUGAUCAACAAAGCCGCCGAAGCACUCGAUGUCCAGAUCGAAGAAGCCGAGAUCAACGCACAGAUCGUGCAAAUGGCCAUGCAGCAAGGCAAGCGCCCAGAGCAGUUCCGCGAGGAACUCAUCAAGAGCGGCCAAGCCCAAGCCCUCGUCCAGCAAGUCCGCGAGCACAAAACCGUGGACAAGAUCCUGGAAGACGCAAAGGUUGAAGACAUCUCCGCAGAAGACUUCAAUAAGAAGUUCGCCAACGACACCACCAUGACCAGCGCACCAACCCACGCCAAAGGCCUCGAAGGCGUCAUCGCAGGCGAAACCGAAAUCUGUAAAGUCGAACAGUCCGCACUCAUCUACCGCGGAUAUGAGAUCGCCGACCUCGCUGCCAACGCAUCCUUCGAAGAAGUCGCCCAUCUCCUCCUUGUAGGACACAAGCCUUCCGCUGAUGAACUCAAGCACUUCCAAGCCGAGCUGGUCGCAGAGCGGAAGCUCCCUGAACCAGUUCUCAACUUCCUGAAGACUUCAGGUGACCUUGUCAACCACCACAGCGCUGUUCCAAUGGACAUCCUCCGAACCGCAGUCUCGAUCUUGGGUCACCUCGACCAGGAUUGCCAAGACAACUCCCCAGAAGCAAACCUCAAGAAGUCCAAGCGACUCCUUGCGAAGAUCCCGACCAUCAUCGGACACAUGCAGAACUCCAUCGAUCGUCGCGACUUCGUCGAGCCAGACGCGAAUCUCUCGCACUCCGCAAACCUCCUCUACAUGAUGACCGGCGAGCAACCAUCCGAAGAAGCCGUCAAGGUCAUGGAUGUUUCCCUCGUCCUCUACGCGGAACACGACUACAACGCGUCAACCUUCAGCUCUCGCGUCAUCGCAGGAACACUCUCCGACCUCCACGGCGCGGUCACCGGAGCAAUCGCCGCACUCAAAGGGCCACUCCAUGGCGGUGCCAACGAAGCCGCGAUGGACAUGCUCGCAGAAAUCCGCAACGACAUCGGUCACGAAAACGAUGACGCGAAGAUCGACGCAUGGAUGCAGACCGCAUUCGCCAACAAACGUAAACUCAUGGGAUUCGGUCACCGCGUCUACAAAAACGGCGACCACCGCGCACCAAUCCUCCACGCGCUCGGACGCAAAGCCGCCGAAGCCCGCGGACAUGAGUUCGUUAAACUCUUCGAACUCGGAGAGACAGUCCAGAACAUCAUGGAGACCCAGAAGAGCAUCUUCCCAAAUGUCGACUUCCCCUGCGGCAUGACCUACUUCACCAUGGGAAUCCCUGUCCCGCAGUACACCCCGAUCUUCGUCGCUUCGCGCAUCACCGGCUGGUGUGCCCACAUCAUGGAGCAGCACGCAAACAACCGCCUUAUCCGGCCACGCGUUGCCUACACAGGACCAGAUCUCCGCUCCUGGAACGAUUAA
Symbiodinium sp. CCMP2592 is the source of this 2499-nucleotide messenger RNA. Lineage: Eukaryota; Dinophyceae; Suessiales; Symbiodiniaceae. The record is from the annotation of a GenBank genome assembly.